UGAAAUUACGUUGAGUUACUAAACACCUUGGGCCUCGUUGACCAACUUUCAAUCAUAUAUAUAUUCAGAUAUCACAUAGGAACAAGUCUGGCCAUGUCGGAAACCCGUGAUUUCUCUGCACAAACCCUCUUCAAUGUCAAGGGUUUCGUGGCCGUCGUUACCGGCGGCGGUACGGGCAUCGGUUUAAUGGCAACGCAAGCCCUCGCCGCCAACGGCGCCAAAGUCUAUAUCACGGGGAGACGGAUGGAGGCUCUUGAAAACGCGGCCAAGGAACACCAGCCUGCCAGCGGCGAAGGCCAAAUCAUCCCGCUCGGGCCAUGCGAUGUGACGAAGAAAGAAGACCUGCUGCGCCUAGCAGACGAGGUCGCCAAGAAGGAGAAAGCCAUCAACCUCCUAGUGUGCAAUGCGGGCAUUUCUGGCCCCAAGGCCGAACCAGAACAUGAGGACGCUGAAGACCUGCGUUCGCGCCUCUGGGAUAAUGAGGAAGUUGGCGACUGGCAGGAUAAUUACCAAACGAACGUCACAGCCGUAUACUUUACCACAGUGGCCUUCUUGCCCCUCCUGCAGGCCACUAUGAGACCGAAGGGCUCGCUUGAGCCGUACUCGGCAUCCGUGAUAACCAUCUCAAGCAUGUCGGGCAUCAUGCGACACGCCCAAGGGCACUUCAGCUACAACACCGCCAAGGGCGCCACCGUACAUCUGACGAAGCUCAUGUCUGCCGAGUUCCAGAAGGCCGGCAUCCGCGUCAACUCGAUUGCGCCGGGAUACUUCCCGAGCGAGAUGACGGCCAAGGAGAGCGACGACCGGCAGAAGAGCCACGUGCCCGAGGAGAAGAUCCAGGAGAAGAACCACGUUCCCCUCGCGAGGCCGGGGAGGGAAGUCGAGAUGGGCAUGUCCGUUUUGUAUUUGGCGAAGAACCAGUAUGUCAACGGUGAAAUAAUCGCUGUGGACGGUGGUGUAUUGAAUGUCGUUGCUGGAAGGUAGAAUCGGGCGUUAUAUAAUAUUAGUAUGGUCGGGUCCAACAAGCGUUCGAAAAUAAGUACAUAAUGUGUUAGCUGUAUAUUAGUAUACAUC
Molecule: messenger RNA, 1074 nt
Organism: Xylaria bambusicola
Lineage: Eukaryota; Fungi; Ascomycota; Sordariomycetes; Xylariales; Xylariaceae
Exons: 2
Coding region: 94-984 (296 amino acids)
Source: RefSeq, a predicted model, not a curated record